This is a messenger RNA of Colletotrichum graminicola M1.001, 969 nucleotides long. RefSeq lists its product as uncharacterized. The record is from RefSeq and is a predicted model, not a curated record. Lineage: Eukaryota; Fungi; Ascomycota; Sordariomycetes; Glomerellales; Glomerellaceae. Bases 1 to 969 code for a protein of 322 amino acids. The transcript is spliced from 3 exons.
AUGUCCUUCCGCGUCACCUCGGACGUUGACCGUCCCAAGAAUGUCGAGGAGUUCAUGGCCGACAUGACGGGCGGCAACAUGGCGGUGGUGCGAUGGAAGCACACGCCGGAAGGCACGGCGGCUUUUGACGACGCCGCCGCGUUCGGGACCAUCCGCAGCGCGCUCCUGGAGCAGAACAACGAUCCGCGGCGGCUGCGCCGGGUCGCCGUCGAGAUCGCGGCGCUGCUGCCGCCGGCGCACCGGCCCUCGGAUGAUGAUGACGACGACGUGCUGGGCUCGCUGUGGAGGCUGUUCGUCUCGCUGGCGCAGCAGACGCCGUCGGGGAACCUCGCGAUGCUGGACCUGGUCGUCAUCCUCGACCACCUAUCCUCGUCGCCCAAGACGACGGCCACGGUCACGGUGGAUGGCUUCGAGCAGUUGAGCCGUCUCCAUGGCCUGAACCAGAGCAUCAGGGACAGUAUGGUUUCCCCUUACCAGUCCCCGAGCAGGGCCGACACGCUCGCCCGCUGGGUCGGCCUCAACGCCUUCGCCGCCCUUCUCUGGUCCUACAACCUCAUCGACGGCCGCGACUUCGCCGUCCGGCAGCUCCGCGCCGCCUUCGAGGAUCGCCGCUCCUCGGAUGCCGGGGACCGGGACGGCGCCGACGCGCGGCUGAUGGCUGCGGCGCAGUGGGCGGUGCACUCCUGCCAGCGGCUGUAUCACCUCUCCGUGACGUCGGAGGGGGGAGGAGGCGGGCCCGACGGCAACGGCAACGGCAACGGCAACGGGAAGGGGGCGGACGCCGAGAGGUGGAAGCCCGGGCCGAGGUUCAGGGGCCGCGCGGGGUUCUCGUUCAGGAGGUGGGAGUUCUGGCAGCAGGCGUUCGAGGAGGCGGACGAGUUCGGGAACGGGGGCAUCGAGGCCAAGGUGGAGGCGCGGGCGGCGGCGGGGGUGAUGGAGAAGGUUCUCUAUGCCGGGUUCGAGGGGUAG